Molecule: messenger RNA, 1641 nt
Organism: Exophiala bonariae
Lineage: Eukaryota; Fungi; Ascomycota; Eurotiomycetes; Chaetothyriales; Herpotrichiellaceae
Exons: 2
Coding region: 1-1641 (546 amino acids)
Biological process (GO): L-valine biosynthetic process
Cellular component (GO): acetolactate synthase complex
Molecular function (GO): thiamine pyrophosphate binding; magnesium ion binding; flavin adenine dinucleotide binding
Source: RefSeq, a predicted model, not a curated record
AUGGUUGCAAUGUCUAUGGCUGAUGGCUUUGCUCGGGUUACUGGACAACCGCAAUGUGUGCUUGUACAUGUUGAUGUCGGCACACAGAUGCUAGGAUGUGCAGUUCACAAUGCCUCAGUUGCUCGUUGCCCAGUUCUAAUAUUUGCCGGACUCUCCCCAUUCACAAUAGAAGGUGAGAUGAGAGGCUCAAGAACAGAAUACAUUCAUUGGCUACAGGAUGUACCUGAUCAGAAAGCAAUUGUAGCGCAAUAUUGUCGUUACAACGCGGAAAUUAAAUCUGGGAAGAACAUUAAACAGAUGGUCAACCGAGCCCUACAAUUUUCAACUAGUGAUCCCAAAGGGCCAACUUACAUUGUGGGCGCUCGAGAAGUCAUGGAAGAGGACAUCAAUCCUUACCACUUGGAUCAGAGCGUCUGGGAAGGUAUUGAACCCGCAGCCCUCCCACCGAAAGGUGUCGAGGCGAUCAUAAAGCUUCUCGCAGAAGCAGAGAAGGGCCUUAUCAUCGUCGGAUACACUGGUCGUAAUCAUGCGACAGUGUCUGAGCUUGUUAAGCUGGUCGAAGCCAUUCCUGGAACUCGUGUGCUUGACACCCUUGGCAGCGAUGUAUGCUUUCCAUAUACUCACCGAGCAUCAUUAGGUGUGAGAAUAGGCAAGGACAAGAGCAUACAAGAAGCGGACGCCAUUGUUGUCAUCGACUGUGACGUACCAUGGAUCCCAACUCAAUGCACUCUACGGCCAGAUGUGAAGAUAAUACAUGUUGAUGUGGACCCUCUCAAAGCCAACAUCCCUGUGCAUUAUAUCCCCGCCUUCCGAAGAUAUCGAGCGGACUCCGAAACAGCACUCAAGCAGUUGAACUCCUACGUUUCCACACACCAACAAUACUCACAGCUCAGUAAGUCGGAACCACAUAUCUCGCGCUGGAACGCUCUUGCCGAGGAUCGACGACAGGUUCUUGAGGAAGCCGCACUCGCUGCUGCACCUCCAGCACAUGACUAUUUACCACCAAGCACGUCUUAUUUGUGUUCACAACUUCGCAAGCAAUGCCCAAAGGAUACUAUCUGGACUGUGGAAGCCGUAACAAACGCUAUGUUUGUAUACGAACAGCUUCAAAUCGACGAACCAGGCCAUCUAAUCAACGGCGGUGGAGGCGGUCUCGGCUGGUCCGGAGGCGGCACUAUCGGGGUCAAGUUAGCCUCAGAUUGGUUGGCUGGUGGUUCUGGUAAAGGGAAGUUCGUGUGCGAAAUUGUGGGGGAUGGAACUUACAUGUUCGGCUCACCCUCGACUGUGUACUGGAUAGCCCGGAGGUACAGUUUGCCGACUUUGACAGUAGUGUUGAGUAACAAAGGCUGGAACGCUCCACGAAACUCACUGACUCUUGUCCACCCUGACGGGUAUGGGUCCAAAGUAUCGAAUGAAGAGCUGAAUAUCUCCUUCGCACCUACUCCAGAUUACUCUGGAAUCGCAAAGUCGGCAGCUGGAGGACAUGCAUGGGCUGGUAUCAUUAAAAAUGGCAAGGAUCUUACAGAGCUCCUUCCCGAGGCUAUCAAAGCGGUGCAGAGUGGAAUUUCAGCGAUCCUCGAAGUCCGACUAAACGGUUCGUGGAGCGAAGAAGAGGCCAGGGGCCUCAACUCAAAAUUGUGA